Messenger RNA from Phytomonas sp. Hart1, 534 nucleotides. NCBI's taxonomy places the organism in Eukaryota, Euglenozoa, Kinetoplastea, Trypanosomatida, Trypanosomatidae. The record is from the annotation of a GenBank genome assembly.
AUGGCCCGCGCGGAUGCCGCGAUCGAACCCCACAAGCAGAACCCAAUCCCGUCGAAUCCCACCUCUUCUUCUGGGGUCAUGGAUGCUUCGUACGAAAUCAUUUUCAUUGGUGUGUUUUUUGCCUAUCGCGUGCUCACGGAGCUCACGACCCACCUCAAACCCGCCGUGUUGGCGGACGUCACCGAUGAGGAUACGGUCAUUUUUGGCCGAACCGAGCCCAUGCCCGCGGCAAUCCAACGGCUGAUCGCGAUUCCUUCCGAACUUUUCCAUUCCCUGGCAAUGAUCUACAUCGGUCUAUCGCUAAACACCUUUGAGGCGAUCCCGCAGGAUGGCGACUCCUUCACAAAACGAACACCAGCGACCCGCAUCGUGUCCGAAAAGGUGGUGUCGUUUGUGGGGAUUAACAUUCUCUUCAUCACGACGUUUAUGUUAAUUGAGUGGAUAAAAUGGUAUGAUCUCACCGGGAGGUACCUGGUUUUCAUCAAGACGGCUAUGCAUAGGCGCGUCGAAAGGGAAAAGAUCGGAUAUAUCUAA